AUGCCUUAUUGCCUGAGAAUUAAGCUUUUCCCUGCCAAAAGAGCUUGGAAGAGCUUAACCGCCAAAUUCAACAAACUCCGUCGUAGAUCCAAAAACAAAUCCCAAACCCGGUACGGUGUUGCUUCAACAUCCGCCAAACGUUCAAGCUACCGACUUCGUGACAGAGAUUCCCGCGUUUUUCUAAUCCGCCUAAAGAGAGGUUGUUGCUUGUUCAAGAAGAAACGCAAAGCUCUUGUAUACGUCGACAAGCUCUUCAGAGAACCCGUUUGGAUUCCAGCUAAACAGUGGAAUCCGGAGGAAGAAUUGGUCCUAGAGAAGGGAAUCGACGAGAGAGCCGAAGAAUUCAUCAACAGAAUGAAAGCAGAAAUGAUCUCUGCUGCACGCAACUUGUAG
Microthlaspi erraticum is the source of this 393-nucleotide messenger RNA. The record is from the annotation of a GenBank genome assembly. Lineage: Eukaryota; Viridiplantae; Streptophyta; Magnoliopsida; Brassicales; Brassicaceae.